AUGGUGAUAGAAAAAGUGCACGGUUUGCAAGCUACCAGUUUGUCACUAAAUGAUCGAUUUACUUUACUUGCGUCAACGGUACCUAUGACUCGCGUAACAAGACCUCGAAGGCGUUCUUCAGGAUUUUUUUCACAAGGACAAAACAUAAAUAAUCGAGCUCUGAUAGAUCAAAUUGCUCAACAUUUUGGUCAGCAUGCUAGGAAGCAAGCAGUCAGACAGCGUCUUGGUAUACCAGGAUUGAGGCGCUUUGGCAGUGAAGGAAGCUUGGCAGGACUUAGACGUUCCAAUAGUUUUAGCAAUUUAAGUCAAAGCAAUGUUAAAAAAAGAACUUCUUGGAGACAAUCUAAUGGAAAUCUUAGUCGUUCAGCGUCAUUCAACAAUGUGUCACAAGGUGUGUGGCGAGGACGCGGCUUCAGACGCCGGGGAGGGCGUAUGGGGCUGGUGAGAGGAAGGAUGAGAGGGCGCAAUGUGGGCGGUCGUCAACAAAUAGUAGGUAGACUGAGAGGACAGCAACGUGGCAAAAGACGCAUCAUGGGCCAGGGACAAGCAGUCAGGGGGCCGAGGGGCAGAGGGGGAAUGAGGGGCAGGGGACGAGGGAGGGGUGGCAUCACAAGACAGCAAAAGAAUGUUCCAACCAAAGAAGAACUAGAUUUGCAAUUAGAUCAGUACAUGGCAAGUACCAAGACAGCCCUAGAUAAGGAGUUGGACAGCUACAUGAAGAAUGCAAUGGAUAUGGAG
Brenthis ino (lesser marbled fritillary) is the source of this 738-nucleotide messenger RNA. Lineage: Eukaryota; Metazoa; Arthropoda; Insecta; Lepidoptera; Nymphalidae. The record is from the annotation of a GenBank genome assembly.